CCUUUCAAUAGGAGCCAUGUAGAAACUCUCCAGCCCUAUAGAAUCAUGUGGCAGAAGGAUUCCUUUGAUAGGAAUGAGAGCCUGUUACUGUAAAGAGAACUUUGUCCAAUUAUUAAAUAAGUACACAUCUGGAGUUCAGCAUGUCUCCGAGAAUUUGGGUGGUAGCUUCCUUUGUUGACCAAGGCUUCAAUGACUGUUAAAACAUGCAUGUCAGAAACCAGUAGUGGGGAGAUACCAUUUGCUAACCCGGAACUGAUUAAAACUUCGGGGUUGGGGCUAUUCCUAGUUACUAAGGGGUUGCCAAGCCACACAGUUCCUGCUACUGUGUUUACUGUGGAGAGUAUAGAGUGAACGUUUGUCUGUCCUUUCAUUGCCACUAGGAUCUCUGCAGCUGCUGUUGGUGAGCAAAGGGGACGUCAACAGAUAGGGAAGCGCGCUAAUUGGAGAAGUUAGCAAUAUCAUCUGUUUUGAUCACUGUUCCUGAUUGUGACAUUGUCCAACCAUUAAAUUGUGCCUUUUAUUCCUUGAAGAAAGAGGUGAAUUGAUGUGUGCAGAAUCCUGGUUAUUUUGAAGAUGUCUCAAGAAAAUACUGCUUCCUGUUUAAAUUACAAGUAACAUUGAGAAUUUUCAGAGCAAAAGAAACUGGGAUUUUUAAAUCAUGCCAUCUGAAGAGAACAAGUUAUUUUGUGAUGAAAAAGAAACUACUUUAGAAUAUGGUACAAAAAAUCUCAUUGUUGAUACUAUUAGAUCAGUACCUAAACCAAAAAUUUCAGGAAGUAGUUUUCAUUAUGAACUAAAAAAUGUGAAAAUUGACUUGCCGAAGGUAAAUAUUCCAAAUGAAGUUCUAAUGAAACAUGAAGUUAAUAAAUACAGAAAAUUAUUUUGUAGCAAACCACAGACUGCAAGAAAAUCUAUCAGUAUAAAGACUGUAAGCUGUACAGAAGAAUGUACAUUGCUUCAGAAGUCUGAGAGAGCCGAAGAAGAAGGUAUAAAAAUGUCUGCAAAAAUACUCAAUUUCAGCUGUUUAAAAUGUGGAGAUAACACACGAUACAGCCCAAAUGAUUUGCAGAAACACUUUCAAAUGUGGCACCAUGGUGAAUUACCUUCAUAUCCUUGUGAAAUGUGCAGUUUUUCAGCAAAUGACUUCCAGAUAUUUAAACAACACCGCCAAACCCACAGAAGCACUUUAGUAAAAUGUGACAUUUGUAACAGUGAGUGUGUAUAUACUUUACUGGACUUGACAAAACAUUUCAUAUCCACACACUGUGUUAAUGGUAAUUUCCAAUGUGAAAAGUGUAUAUUCUCCACCCAGGACGUUGGCACAUUUGUUCAGCACAUUCACAGACAUAAUGAAAUUCAUUAUAGAUGUAGUAAGUGCCAUCAUGUAUGUUUUACCAAAGGAGAGCUUCAGAAGCAUCUUCAUGUUCAUUCUGCUACUCUUCCUUUCCCUUGUCAAUAUUGUAGCUAUGGUGCCACCAGGAAAGAUCAUCUGGUAAGACAUGUUAUAACUUUUCACAAGGAACACUUAUACGCAAAAGAAAAAAUGGAGAAAGAUAAAUAUGAAAACAGGAUGGCAAAGACUUCAGCAGGACUUAAGCUAAUACUGAAAAGAUAUAAAAUAGGUGCAUCAAGGAAGGCAUUCUGGAUACGUAAGAAAAUUAACAGUGGAAGUGACAGAAGUAUUGACAAAAACACUCAAGUGCUGAAUUUAAUAAACAGUACACAGAUUAAAUCUGAAGACCAGAGCCAUGUUGGUCAAGAGCAUUUAAAUGAAGAAAAAAGUGAGAGACCACAUUGUGAGAAUAGUGAUACGCCCACAGAGUCAGAGUCAGAAAAGCCAGCCUUUCUAGACAGUGGGCAGUGUAAUAGAGCUGAUGAGGGAUCAAAUUCUACUUCAGAUUGCUUGAAGACUGCUGUACAAGGACCUACAGUGUUAAUGGUGAAAAAUAAUAAAAUAAGAAUUCCUGCUAACUAUAGUGCUAAGUUUAUGGGCUUCAGGUUGGUGGAUGGAAGGCAGCAUAUUGUAAUAAAAUUGUUGCCUACCAAUAAGCAGAAUUUAUACUUACCAGUCUCACAGUCAGAUGCUGCAAAGGACAGUACUGCUAAUUUGCAGCCCCAGACUUUGGAUACCACUGGAUUUUUAACAGGAGUGACAACUGAUCUAAAUGACACAGUUUAUAUGAAAACAACUCCAUUUUCAUGUUCAUCUCCUAUACUUUCGGGGAAAAUAAUCUCAGAAAAAGAAUUGGCUUUGAUAACUGAAAGGAAUAAUAUGCUUCAAACAGUGGAUUACAGUAAAACUGUGUCUUCUCUGCCAGCAUCGUCAGAACUGGUUACCACAUCAGUGAGUUUGACCACAAAAGUUGAAGCAAGAGAUAUUGUUGACUUAUGGGGGAAUCAUAUCAUUCAGCCUCAUCCUGAGGUAUUGAAUACCAUCAAUAAAAGUCCAGAUAAAGUCAACCAUACUGCCAAACCAAGUGUAUACAGCAGUGGAGAUAUGCAUAACUAUUGCAUUAAUUAUGUCAACUCUGAGAUACGUGUUGAUUCCUCCAAUCAAGGAUCAUUACCUUUCCAUAAUUACUCAAAAGUGAAUAACUCUAAUAAACGUCGUAGACUUUCAGGAACACCAUUGUGUGAAAGCUUUCAGAGAGAAUCUUCGUCAAGCAGAACAGCUGCUCAACAACCAAUUAGUGAGACAGUUUUAUCACUCGUGAGGAAGGAGAGCUCAAACCCAGAUAGCCUAUUAGCAUCUGCCAGCCUUUUAAAUGAUAAAGAUGGAACUUCAAAAAUGAAAGCUGAAAUGGAAGAGCAGUGUGUUUUAGAAAAAGGGCAAAAUACUGAUGGACAAAACCUCUAUACCAAUGAAACCCAAAAUUUAGAGAGUGUGAUUGAAAAACCAAAAUGGAAUGACUUUUCUAAUGUUGAUUCAUUUAUGAUGCCUAGGAUCACAUCUGUUUUCUCUCUCCAGAGCCAACAGGCAUCAGAGUUUUUGCCACCUGAGGUAAACAAAUUUCUUCAGGAGGAAUUAAAACCAAAAUAUGUAAAAGAAGACUCUAAAAUUCCAAGUAAAAGCCUGACACUUCAUUGUGACCAGUCGCUUCAGAAACAUGAGGGAGAAGGAACAGUAGUUGAAUCAUCAAAAGAUAUCAAACUGGAGAGUGUCUUCCCAGUUCCAUCGGGCAGUGUUGGUGGUAGUGUGGCUACAAAUGAUCUAAAUUCAAAAUUUAAUGGAAAAGAGAAACAAGUGCUGUCAGUUUCACAGGAGAUGAGAGAUUCAGAGAAGACAUCUAAAAUUUCAGGUAUUAGCACAUUACUUAAGACUCAGUCAGAUGCAAUAAUAACACAGCAACUUGUAAAGGACAAACUACGAGCCACUACACAAAAUUCAGGUUCUUUAUAUAUGCAGAAUCCACUUCUAAACUCAGAACAGAAAAAAACUAUAUUUGUUCAAACUCCAAAAGGUUUUUUUAUACCAUUGCAUGUCGCUAAUAAGCCUGGAUUACAUCUUGUUUCAGGAAGACCACUUUCACUGGUUAAUGCACAGGGUGUGCCUGCUUCUCUUCUUUUAAACAAGAAACCUGGGAUUAUUUUGACAUUUAAUAAUAGGAAACCUGAAGGUGGUUCCACUGUCAAAACUGAGAGUGUACCAGCUUGUGCAAUUACGACUAAGGAGCCUUGCAAAACACCUUUUUUAAAGGUAGAACAAAACAGUAAUUGUCUUACACCUGCAUUUUGUUCCAGCAUUGGCAGUUGUUUGAGCAUGAAAAGUAGCUCAGAAAGUACAUUCCCGUUAAAAGGCUCUAAUGUUACUAAACCUUCAAAUCCUUCAGCGAAAGCUGUCCCUACUAAUGUAUUGUCUGAGCAGCAGGGCACAAAGUUGAAUAUCUCGGAUUCAGUAAAACAGCAGAAUGAAAAUUUUCCAAAAUCUCCUCUUUAUACCCUUUUGCCUGAUGGCAAACAAGCUGUUUUGUUGAAGUGUGUGAUGCCAAAUAAUACUGAGCUGCUUAAGCCCAAGUUCGUCCAAAAUAGUACUUACUAUCAAAAUAUACAGCCAAAGAGACCGGAAGGAACACCACAAAAGAUACUGCUGAAAAUUUUUAACCCUGUUUUAAAUGUUACUGCUGCUAAUAAUAUGCCAGUUAGCAGCUCUGUAUCCUCAUUUCAGAAAGACAGUGUACCUUCUAAUCAGACUACAGAGCAGAAAGAGCCGGAAUCUUCUAGAGAUGCCUUACCCUUCUUAGUAGAUGAUUUGAUGCCAGCAAAUGAAAUUGUUGUAGCUUCUACUGCAACAUGCCCAGAAUCUUCUGAGGAACCAGUACAUAUCAGUGAUCAUUCAGAAGCCAGAGUAUUACGGUGUAAAACAAAUUGUACAGCUGAGAGAAAUUUCAAUAGAAGAACUUCCAAAAGAAAUUUUUCAAAAAUAAAAACUCAGGUAAGAAGCAAUGAUUCAGAAGCUGCCUUUGUAUCUAGAAACCGAAACUGUAAACGGAAGUGUAAGGAUAGUUACCAAGAACCUGCAAGAAAAAAAUCCACGUUGCAUAGGAAGUGUAAAGAAAAGGCUAAAGCUGAGGAUGGACAUGAAACAUUGGGAUUUAGCAAACCUAGGCUUUCCAAAGAUUCAGUCAGAAUUUUGCGACUUUUCCCUUUUUGCUCCACGCAGCUUGUGAAAUGUCCUAGGAAAAACCAACCUGUUGUGGUUUUGAACCAUCCUGAUGCAGAUGCACCAGAAGUAGCAAAUGUAAUGAAAACUGUCACUAAAUUUAAUGGACACAUAGUUAAGGUUUCAUUGUCAAGAAGAACUGUAAGUGCUUUACAGGAACCAGUUUGUUAUAACCCAUCUAAAGCAAUUUAUGAUGAUCUUUCCAAGAGGCAUAAAACAAUUAAACCUGUUAGUUCUGUGAAAGAAAGAUUUGUGCUAAAACUAACACUCAAAAAGACAAGCAAAAACAAUUACCAGAUUGUGAAAACUACCUCUGAAAAUGUUUUGAAAGCUAGGUUUAACUGUUGGUUUUGUGGUAGAGUAUUUGACAAUCAGGAUGCUUGGGCUGGUCAUGGGCAGAGACAUUUAAUGGAAGCUACUCGGGAUUGGAAUAUGUUAGAAUAAUUCACCAAAAUUAUCAAGGAGAAAUAAAAUUAGAAGGAAACAGUGGAUUGAGUUAACAUGAUCUGGACAUUUUCUACUCAGAAUAGUUCCUGCAAUAUUUUUAAGAAGUUUGUUCUAUUUCCAUGGAAUAGCAAAAACUUUAUGUGUGGUACUUGAAAAUGCCAUCAUUACACACAUAAGUUUUGAAAAAACAUCAGUCAGAUGGAUCUUGAUUUAAUUUCUUAAAGAUAUAUUUGUGGGAAUU
This is a messenger RNA of Chinchilla lanigera (long-tailed chinchilla), 5348 nucleotides long. It is a transcript of the gene Znf518a, whose product is annotated as zinc finger protein 518A. The transcript has 3 exons. Gene Ontology annotation, biological process: regulation of transcription by RNA polymerase II. Gene Ontology annotation, molecular function: RNA polymerase II transcription regulatory region sequence-specific DNA binding; DNA-binding transcription factor activity, RNA polymerase II-specific. Bases 659 to 5104 code for a protein of 1481 amino acids. Lineage: Eukaryota; Metazoa; Chordata; Mammalia; Rodentia; Chinchillidae. Gene Ontology annotation, cellular component: nucleus. The record is from RefSeq and is a predicted model, not a curated record.